AUGGCUUUCAUGGUAAAACACAUGGUGGGAGGCCAGCUGAAGAACCUGACAGGCGGACUGACGGAGGAGAAAUCCGAGGGGGAGAAGUCAGAGGCCGCCGCGCAGGGGAUGACCCAAGAGGAAUUUGAACAAUACCAGCAACAGUUAGAGGAGGAAAAACGAGAACGAGAAGCCCAUUUUGCCCAGAAGAAGGCUGAAAGAGCCACGGUUAGGAGUCAUUUCCGGGACAAGUAUCGAUUACCAAAGAACGAGACGGACGAGACCCAGAUCCAGCAGGCGGGGGACGACGUGGUGUUGCCCACAGAGCUGGCCAAGAUGAUCGCUGAGGACAACCAGGAGGAAGCACACAAGCAGUCGGUGCUGGGCCAGCUGUCCAACAUCCAGAACGUGGACAUGGACCAGCUGAAAGACAAAGCCCAAGCCACACUGGAAGACCUCAAAAAGCAGACGGAGAAUUGCAGUCUCAUGUGAUUGGGCCAACUCUGAGUCCCAUAAGAUUAGUUUUACUUGUACAAAUAUUUUUCAGAGGCAGGGCUGCUCUAGAGAUAGAAAUAUUCUUGUUGUGUCAGUGGAAGGCCAGUUGGCAGAGCCACAUAAUAACAGUUUUUCUAGCAGUGCGAAGUGAGACAGACGCCCUGCGGAAAGGAAAGUAAUAGACGAGGAAGCUGAUAUUUUGAAAUCUGGGGCUCAUAUUACUAACUGGGAAGAAAAGCAUUCUAGCCAUGGUGCCAUCUAGAUGAGCUAGUUUGGUGGGUUUUCCUGUCGACCUUCGAGCAUCCUGUAAGUCAUGAGUGUCACGCUUAUUCUUACUGGAAUGAGCUAACUUGCGCGCUGAAAGACUGUGGUUCUUUGGCUCCUCCCACUGAUUUAACCAAUGGGAUUAUUUCUGCAUUUAGAACAACGCCUCCUCUGAGGGAACUUUGUCCAGUGUAUCAAAUCCUUUCGUUCCCCAGCCUCCCUCUCUCUCUGUACCUCACGUGACCAGUCGUAACACAAUAUGAUCCUGCAGCAGAGGUCUCAGGUAUGUGUGCAGGUUUUUAUUGCUUCCAAACGCACAGCUGCUAAUCUCCCCUGACGAACACGUGCAUUUCUCAACAAGAGAGGACACUCCUCGGUAAGAUCAGCUGCUUGGUUGGAACAAAAACGGCUGACACUGGCUCGUGUGAGGCGGUCGUGUGCUUGUUAUGCUUAAAUUAGGAAAUUCGGUUAUAAAUAAACUGAAGGAGCCAUUUGCGGGGCUGUUUAUAUUUCGCAUACAAAAGCACAAAAAUCUUGAAGUGGGCAAAAUCCAUUUAGAGCAACAAAUGAGGCUCAUCUUUGUUGUAAGUAGCUUACUAAUGUUGGCACCCCAGUGCCCUGAUGAAAGCUCCCUGUGAGCUGCAUUAAUCUUAGUGUUAAUCUUUUCCGAAACAUAUCAUUGUGAAGGCUUUUUUAGCUUUUUCCGUACUUCAGUGUGCCUUGGAUGUCCGUGCAAGGUUGUCUUCUUUAGAGCUGCGAGAUCUGUAAGCUACUUUUUACAAAAACCGGCCGUCUUGUUCGCUCCUGCGGAGAAUUUCUGUUUUUUCAGCUUAAUUAAAAGCAACAAACAAUUUUGCAGGCCGGCGCAUAUGACGUCUCGAGGGCAGGAUAGAUUUGCUGCAUUUUGUAAGCUGUAAGUAAAUACAGUAAAGCGUGUACAAUAACUGUGCUCCCAAAUUUAACCUAGCAUCAAUUUCAACUACAUAGGGAGUAAAUCUGUUUUUGUGCUGCAUCCAGUUGUGAAAGACGAAAGAUGCUCAGAUGAGAGAAAUGUAAAUGCUUUGGAAGUUGAAUCCCAAAGCCUUUGGUGAAAGCACUCAAACCAACAUAGAGGAAAUGGCAUACAUUUGUCAUUAAACUCCAACUAAAUCCAACUACGCAGUCCACGUACAAACAUUUAUGUUGUAUACGAUGUAAAGAUAUCUCCUGUUUGUCUAUAAUGUCAACAGCGGGUCUUCGUUGACUCCGGUUUCAUCAGCUCGCUGGGUCUCAUAGUGUUAUUGACCGUCACAUGACCUUGGAUCUGUCCUCCAUCUCACUCACCCCCUCAGUGGUGCUGUUUUGUGCUGGUGGAUUUUGUGUUGUGGAG
Molecule: messenger RNA, 2107 nt
Organism: Xiphias gladius (swordfish)
Lineage: Eukaryota; Metazoa; Chordata; Actinopteri; Istiophoriformes; Xiphiidae
Gene: cplx3b
Product: complexin 3b
Exons: 3
Coding region: 1-471 (156 amino acids)
Biological process (GO): synaptic vesicle exocytosis; regulation of neurotransmitter secretion; neurotransmitter transport
Cellular component (GO): terminal bouton; SNARE complex
Molecular function (GO): syntaxin binding
Source: RefSeq, a predicted model, not a curated record